GCGCUCCUCUGUAUGUGUAUGUGUUCGCUCGCGUUGGAGCUGUGGCAGCGGCGUACAGUAGCAUGGCAGACUGCAGUAAAUACACAGUUGAAGAGGCGGGGUUUGACAUCUCAGCUCUGAAAACAUCUCUAAUCCAGUAUUUCAGGUGCCGAAGUCGACCGAGCGACUAUUGCUCACUACCGCCGCGCAUCAGCGAACUGCUGCAGAACCGCACAACACUACGCACGCCUCUGAAGAAAAACCCGGAAUAUAUCGCAAGUGGACGGAGACAGCUGCUGAGUCUGAAGAGGGAUUGUAGAGGGGAAAGAAACACAACAAAAAGCCAGUGGGAGUGAAGUUUUUAGCGGCGUCAAGACCACACUUUGUUUCUGGUUGGCGUUGUAGUUUCCAACUUCUGUGUCAGCCCCUGAAGUAGAUUUUAACCAGCUACUCCAACGACUCCUCAGCACCUCCCCCCGAAACUCAACACAAAUACUUCAACUCUUUGAAUACGGAGGGAUAUUACAGCACUCGGACUUAUUCGCCUCUAUUAGAUUGCUGUCUGGCCUGGAAAAAAAAUCACAAUGAAUGAGGCUACGAAAGGGACUAUUGACUGCAGCUGACAAUCUUUUUUUCUAUCAGCACCAUGUGGCAAAAUUGGCUCAAAGGGGUCUGCAAUCCCUUUUGAAGAUGUUGUGAAACCGACCCUUCAAGACUAAAGGAUGACAGAGGCGUGUUCCCCUGUAAUCAUUUCACAUUUUAUCACAAGUGUCAGAACGCUGAUCAUCAAAGGGGUCCCCAUACAACUUGGAUUGUAACUUUUCUUUUUGUUUACUUGAACCUUUUUGGGAACCAGACUCAAUAUAAGGACCUUCUACAUGUUGCUGCAGAAAUGGACUAGAAGCCCAUGUGUAGCAGGGCAGCUGCUGCAGCUCGUGGAAUAACUUAAACCCCAACUACCACACCCCCCUCUCCCUGCCAUCGUCUGACUAACCCACCUGUCCAAAGGCAGAGCCCACUAUCCAAUGGCAUGGGCCAAGUUCUUCAGGAAGCCGGGGGGCAAUCUGGGGAAAUCGUACCAGCCGGGGAGCAUGCUGUCUCUGGCCCCUACCAAAGGACUUCUGAACGAGCCGGGCCAGAACAGCUGCUUCCUCAACAGCGCUGUGCAGGUAUUAUGGCAGCUGGACAUCUUCAGACGCAGCUUGAGGCAGCUACCUGGGCACUUCUGUCUGGGGGAAUCCUGCAUCUUCUGUGCUCUGAAGGGAAUUUUCUCCCAGUUCCAGCACAGUCGGGAACGUGCUCUGCCCUCAGACAACCUGCGUCACGCCUUGGCAGAGACCUUUAAGGACGAGCAGCGCUUCCAGCUGGGCUUCAUGGAUGAUGCCGCAGAGUGCUUUGAGAACAUUCUGGAGAGGAUCCACCUGCACAUUGUGCCUGAGGAGACGGACGCUUGCACAUCGAAGUCAUGCAUCACGCAUCAAAAGUUUGCUAUGUCACUUUAUGAGCAGUCUGUGUGCCGUAGCUGUGGGGCAUCCUCUGACCCACUGCCGUUUACAGAGCUGGUGCAUUAUGUCUCCACCACCGCACUCUGUCAACAGAUGCCUCAGCGCAGGGAUGAGUCUUUUGGGGAAUUAUUACAAGCAGCAAGUACAAUAGGAGACCUUCGUAACUGUCCAAGCAACUGCGGCCAGAGGAUAAGGAUCAGACGAGUCCUCAUGAACUCCCCCGAGAUAGUUACCAUUGGCUUCGUCUGGGACUCUGACCAGUCAGACCUCACACAGGAUGUUAUCAGAUCACUGGGGCCUCAUCUCAGUCUUUCUGCACUCUUCUACAGGGUGACGGAUGAGCAUGCCAAAAAGGGAGAGCUGCAGUUAGUGGGAAUGAUCUGCUACUCCAGCCGCCACUACUGUGCCUUUGCCUUCCACACCAAGUCUUCCAAAUGGGUCUUCUUUGACGAUGCCACAGUGAAAGAGAUCGGCUCCAGGUGGAAAGAUGUGGUCAGCAAAUGUAUCAAAGGUCACUUCCAGCCUCUCCUCCUCUUUUACUCCAACCCUGACGGGAGUGCGAUCACCGCAGAUGAUGCCUCAAGACAAAACAGCAACCACGCUCACUACAAGACGCCUUUGAACGGAGAUGUGCAAGGUUUUGAAUCUCCAGUUAUAAUCCCUAAGAAGCUGGACCUCACCAGGGAGAACCUGAAUGCUUUCCUGGACCAAGACUCAUUAAAGAAAAGUCCUUCCACCUACAGCAGGGGCAGCGCUCAGACGGGUGGAGGACGGGGACCAGUGAAAAUGGGCUCUAACGAUCCCAAGAGCCGCCUCAGGGAGCUUUCCCGAGAAGUUGCCCAGAAAGCAGUAGAGGCGCGUGGGAUGCAUCCAUCCAGAAGAGACCCUGAUAGGAGUGGUCAACGCAGGACGGAGUCACGCUACAGAGAUUCAGGUCAGGACAGGACCUACUCUCGCUCAGUCUCCCCUCCAGAGAAUGGCUUCCGGCAACAUGCGGAAAACCGACUGUACAGCAGCCAGGGAAAAGGUCCCACCCGGACUGAGCGGACACCCCACAUGGGGGGGCGGUCAUCACAUGAGGCAUACUCAAGGGUCCAAGGUUUGCCCAGUGGUCAUCACAGCAGGAGGUUAGAACAGCUCUCUAAUGGAUAUGACACUGACAGCAGCCAGGACUCCAGAGAACGUCCUGGAAGUGCAGGAAAUGGCCGCAGCAGGGCCAGCCGUCCCUGGAAGCCCAUGCGGGAGGCGCUAAAUGUGGACAGUGUUUUGAAUAGUAGCGGUGGGAAUUCAGUAAGUCAGGAGCGAAAGCAGCACAGCCCACGGAGAAGACCCAGUAGCCAGUCGCCCUCCCGUGAUCGAGAGCGAGACAGAGAUUUAACAUGGGGAGGCCGAGAAGAACGCAAACCCAAGAGCCUGAUGACCAUCUACGAGGACGAGCAGAGGCAUGAAACAGGAGGCAGCAGAAGCUCUCUGGACUCAGAUGGCCGGGGCGGCUACAGCGAAAAGGACAGGUCAAAGAGCUCAGCAACUCUAAAAGUGCGGAACGACAACUGGAAGAUCCAAAGAACUGAAUCUGGAUAUGAAAGUAGUGACAGGCUGAGCAAUGGCUCAGCAAACCUCGACUCACCUGUGGUGGAGAACCUUUCCUCCAAGGACCUGAGAUCCAUUCCUGAGCUGCAUCUAACAAUGGAUCACUUCCCUCAGAGAAGAAGUGAUGACUUGAAGGCUGACAGAUUGCACUCUGCAUUUUCAACUGGUGAACAAGGACGAACAUCCCCGGAUCUACAAGAUGCACCUUUCCUUUCCGGUCAGCCAAUACACAGAAGAAGAGCCUUCCGAUACACUCCCGGGAUCCUUGAAAAGAACAAUGGUCUGGACAGCGAGAGAGAGGACAGCGUGGACGGCCCUGUGAGCCCCGUGCCCCCUUACUUGGCAAAGACCAGCAGUUCAGAGUGGAACAGCUCAGACGACCUCACCGGACCUUUCUCUGAACAAGAAGAGACGGACACUGCUGCCCCAAACGGCCCUCUCUUGCACAACUAUCCUCCACCUUUACCUCCAAAGACCUUUGGCAGCAGUCACUCUGACCCAUCUGGCAUCCGCACACAACCGCCGGAGGUGCCAGCACGGCUUAGCCCCCGCCAUGAACCAAAAAACGGACUGUCCCCUCUGUCGCACACCACACUGCGUCGGUGGAUCGAGACACCUGCCGAGCAGAGGCUUUCAUCAGACACCAGCUCCAAGUCCGGGUCAUCAGACCAGGACCGGAACGACCUGUCAGCUAGUGAGAGCGACGAGAGGUUACCGAGUCCAAAUCCAGGACGUGAUGAUGGUACAGACUCCCCAGGUUUCACAGACAGGGUUCUCCCCACCACAUAUUUCUCUGUGGAUAACUGUAUGACAGACACUUAUCGGGCCAAAUACCAUAAGAGGCCUGCUAUGUAUUUGAAAGCAGAGGACCAUACGUCGUCAGGGGAGAGCGAUGUGGAAGGGAGGGGGCUUUCUUUUCCAGAUGCUCAGCCAACAGAGCCUUCAAAAUCUAGAGCAGAAUCAAGCUACUCUACUCCUAAGACGUCUGCAAAGUGGAACCCAGUUACUCCAAAAGGACUUGAUGAGCAUGGUUUCCUCUAAUUGAUGUGGAGCAUCAGCAUACCCUGACCUAUGAUCCAGCGACUGGAUGCCUACAGGAAUCGUUCUGCACUAUGACUGCUACACUCUGACUCCUUCGUAACAGGAAUGUGAAAUAGCCUUGUCAUAACAGGAAAGUUGGGCCUGAACUGGAUGCCAAAGAGAUUGUUUUAAAAAAAAAAGGCAGGUGUCCUUAAUAGCUGUCUUGCUGUUUUGGUAUGAACUGCUAAAAGCUUUGAAUGGAAAGUGAAUUUGCACAGUAGAGAGCACCAAAAAAAGGUACAGAGACCGAAACACGCCUACAAUGUUUUUGCUGUUGAUUGUUUGCUCGAAAGCAAAGAGUUUGGUUUGUCAAGAAUGUGUCACAAAAAGCCACUUUACCAUGAAAGAGAUUAUAUAACAUGAAGAAAGAAGUUUCUUCCAGUUCUCCUCACCCUCACUCCAGGAAAUGCUUUUGUUUCACUUCUCCAGUUUCAGUGUUAUGAGGUGUCAACACCAGUUCUCUCUUUUUUUUUUCAUUUAAUAAACUUAUCUUUGAAAAGUUCCUUCAUCAGAAAAAGGGUACUCUUGAAGUUUAGAUAGUCAGCAUAUUGGUCACUCUUUUUUGCACAUCUUAAAAAUGGAUCCCAAGGAUCUGUGUAAUGGGAAGCUCCAGGACACCCAUGUAGGUUUCCAUACGAAUUAGACCUAAUCAUAAAAUUGUAACAGCAGGAAAAGUUUCAACCCAAGAUUCUUGUUGGUACACACAUGACCUCUGCAAAUAAAAAAACGUAUUUCUGGUUCUCCUUUUGUAACUCUUAAUUACUUAUUCACUAAAUGAUGUCUAAACACCAGUGUGGGUGUCCAGGAGCUCACCGGUUGUGGGUGAAUUUGAGACAUUGAAUGUUCAUUGGUUAAAAAGUAUGCGGCACAUUAACUCCAGGCACGUCCCUCUCUCCUAACAAAUGCACACCCCAUCAUGCUUCAAUAUUUGCUGUUUUAAAUGUCUUUGCACUGUAUUUCUGGUUGAUUCUUUUCUUUCACACUCCUGACAGGUAUACACUUCAGUUGUUAGUCUUUAGUCUUUGAGUCAAAUACAGAUUUCUCUCCUGUUUCUUAAAAAGCUCUUAGCUCCAAUUGUACAUUUGUUAUCUAGAGUCAGGCGAGGCUUGCUUUAUUCGAGAGGGUUAUUAAUAUAACAUGUUGUAAAUUUGAAUGGUGAACUAUUUUAUGGGUCAUAAUGUUUUCUAUUUACAACAGACUCUAAUGCACAGUGCCUUUUGUACUUUUCUAUGUCCUGAAGGAUUAAAUUGGAGCCAUGAUUUGUAAAAAUUCUUUGAUUUAGAGGAAUUUUUGUAACAUUUUAUUUUUAUUGAUUAACAAUUGUUAAAUAAACAAUUUUAUUUAUCCGGA
This is a messenger RNA of Labrus mixtus (cuckoo wrasse), 5504 nucleotides long. RefSeq names its product inactive ubiquitin carboxyl-terminal hydrolase 53-like. Gene Ontology annotation, molecular function: cysteine-type deubiquitinase activity. Bases 1005 to 4115 code for a protein of 1036 amino acids. Gene Ontology annotation, cellular component: cell-cell junction. The record is from RefSeq and is a predicted model, not a curated record. Gene Ontology annotation, biological process: sensory perception of sound; protein deubiquitination; response to auditory stimulus. NCBI's taxonomy places the organism in Eukaryota, Metazoa, Chordata, Actinopteri, Labriformes, Labridae. The transcript has 17 exons.